Penicillium taxi is the source of this 2283-nucleotide messenger RNA. RefSeq names its product rRNA (cytosine-C5-)-methyltransferase NOP2. Lineage: Eukaryota; Fungi; Ascomycota; Eurotiomycetes; Eurotiales; Aspergillaceae. The record is from RefSeq and is a predicted model, not a curated record. Gene Ontology annotation, cellular component: nucleolus. Gene Ontology annotation, biological process: rRNA base methylation; maturation of LSU-rRNA. The transcript has a single exon. Gene Ontology annotation, molecular function: RNA binding; rRNA (cytosine-C5-)-methyltransferase activity. The coding region runs from base 1 to 2283 and encodes 760 amino acids.
AUGGGAGUCGGACGUCGUAUGAAGAAACAGGGCCCUCCGCCCCCUCUCGAUGAGGCCAAGUUUGCAGCAAUGAAGAAGCGCAAGGCUGGUGAGGCGGAAUCGGCUGCCAAAGCCGUCGAGGCUAAGAAGCGGAGGAGGGCUGAGGCCGAGGAAGAGGUUGCAACCAAGAAGGCCGCUUCCAAGAAGGCCAAGGUUAAUGCUGCUGCUGCAAGUGCUCCUGCAAAGACUGAGAAGAAGAAGGCGACCCCUGAAAAGAAGGAAAAGAAGGAAAAGAAGAAGGCUGUCCCAGUGCCCAUGUCAGACUCGGAGGACGAAGACGAAGAGAUGCUGGACGACGAAUUUGACGAUCUCGAUGGAGUUAGUGACGGAUCAAUCGAUAGCCAAGAUGAAAUCGAUGGACUUGAGAACGAUGAAGAUUCAGUCAUGGACUCUGACGAGGAGAAUCACCCGCGCGAGGCCAUGUUUUCUGACGAUGAGGAUCUGUCCGAUGCCGAAGAGAGACUUACUGCUGCCAACAUUGAGGGUCUUUCUCGUAAGCUUGAUGCCGCUAAGCAACUGGAGGAUGAGGAAGCCGAGCAAGAAAUGCAGGAUGCUAUGCAGACAAAUAUCUCCGGUGAUCGUCCCGAUGUUUUCAACGAGGUUGGCCAACCAGGCCUUGCUCCCGACCUGCAAUUGCUGCGCCAACGUAUCACCGACACUAUCCGUAUCCUGGGUGACCUGAAGGGUCUCGGUCAGCCUGAAAAAUCCCGUACCGACUACGUUGACCUUGUUCUCAACGACAUUUGCACUUACUAUGGUUAUACCCGAUACCUCGCCGAGAAGUUGUGGAACCUGUUCACACCCAUGGAAGCCUUUGCUUUCUUCGAAGCUAACGAAACCCCGCGUCCGGUCGUCAUCCGUACCAACACCCUGCGAACCAACCGUCGAUCCCUCGCCCAAGCCCUCAUCAACCGCGGUGUUGUGCUCGAGCCCGUUGGCAAGUGGUCCAAGGUUGGUUUGCAGGUCUUCGAGUCUGCUGUUCCUCUUGGUGCCACCCCCGAGUACCUUGCAGGUCACUACAUUCUGCAGGCAGCCUCUUCUUUCCUGCCCGUCAUGGCAUUGGCUCCCCAGCCCAACGAACGUGUCCUUGAUAUGGCAGCUGCUCCCGGUGGUAAGACAACCUACAUGUCUGCGCUGAUGCGUAAUACUGGAUGCGUUAUCGCCAACGAUGCCAGCAAGCCCCGUGCUAAGGGUUUGAUUGGUAACAUUCACCGUCUCGGCUGUAAGAACUGCAUUGUCACCCACCUCGACGCCCGUACCGCCUUCCCCAAGGCUAUGGGUGGAUUUGACCGCGUACUUCUCGAUGCUCCUUGCACCGGUACUGGUGUCAUCUCCAAGGAUGCAGGUGUCAAGACUUCCAAGAACGAACGCGAUUUCCUGGCCAUUCCCCACAUGCAACGCCAACUGCUCCUCGCAGCCAUCGACUCAGUGGACCACUCAUCUAAGACAGGUGGCUACCUCGUCUACUCCACUUGCAGUGUGACUGUAGAGGAGAACGAGGCCGUUGUGCAGUACGUCCUGCGCAAGCGUCCCAACGUCAAGAUCGUCGACACAGGUCUGGGUGGCUUCGGUAGCCCCGGUUUCACUAGCUACAUGGGCAAGAAGUUCGAUGCCAAGAUGGCCCUUACUCGCCGCUACUUCCCUCACCGCGAGAACGUCGACGGUUUCUAUGUCUGCAAGCUGAAGAAGACUGGUCCCACUCCUGUUGUUAAGGAAGGUGAGAAGACAGCUACAAGCACCGGAUCCAACUCCGCUCGCCGCGCUAGUACCACUGAAGACGAGGUUAUUGACCGCACUCCUAUCCUUAACGAUGAUGGUACCACCGUUGACCUCGAGGGAGGCGCCUUCGAGUCUUUCGAUGCCGAGGCUGACUCUGAGCGCAUGCUCCGUGCUGAGCGUAACCGUCUCCGUCGCAAGGGUCUUAACCCCAAGGGAGUCUUGAAUAAGCCAAAGAAGAACAAGGAUGAGGCGUCUGAAUCGACCGAACCAUCCCAGGAGAAGGAAGAAAAGAAGACUGAAGCGAAGAAGAUUGAGGCCCAAGCCGAGAAGAAGGGAAAGAAGGAAAAGAAGGCUGAGGUUGAGGAGAAGUCCACUGAAGCCAAAGCCGAGAAGAAAGACAAGAAGGAAAAGAAAGAGAAGAAGCCUGAGGUGGUGAAGAAGUCUUCUACUGAGGAGAAGACUGAGAAAAAGGCUGCUCCAAAGGGCGAUAAGAAGGAAAAGAAAUCCAAGAAGUCGAGCAAAUGA